This is a messenger RNA of Racocetra persica, 284 nucleotides long. The record is from the annotation of a GenBank genome assembly. Lineage: Eukaryota; Fungi; Glomeromycota; Glomeromycetes; Diversisporales; Gigasporaceae.
AUGACAUUUGAGACAUUUUCAGUGAUUAAUAUUUGUAAAAAAAAAAUAACAAGGCAAAACCUCAUUAAUGAUAUAAUCGCUGGCCUCAUUGAAAAAGAAAAUGACACGAAAGUUUUGCCGACAAUAAUUCUUUAUGAUGAUCGUGGCUUACAACUUUUUGACCAGAUUACUUAUAUUGACGAAUAUUAUUUGACUAAUUGCGAGAUCGAUAUUUUGAAUAAGAAGGUUGACCAAAUCACGGACUACAUCGACUCGGACAGUAGCAUUAUUGAACUCGGUGCAGG